Messenger RNA from Catharus ustulatus (Swainson's thrush), 2015 nucleotides. It is a transcript of the gene TPM3, whose product is annotated as tropomyosin 3. Gene Ontology annotation, molecular function: actin filament binding. The coding region runs from base 1 to 855 and encodes 284 amino acids. The record is from RefSeq and is a predicted model, not a curated record. Gene Ontology annotation, biological process: muscle contraction; actin filament organization. Lineage: Eukaryota; Metazoa; Chordata; Aves; Passeriformes; Turdidae. Gene Ontology annotation, cellular component: actin filament. The transcript has 10 exons.
AUGGAGGCCAUCAAGAAGAAAAUGCAGAUGCUGAAGCUGGACAAGGAGAAUGCCCUGGACCGGGCAGAACAGGCAGAGGCUGAGCAGAAGCAGGCGGAGGAGCGGAGCAAGCAGCUGGAGGAUGAGCUAGCUGCCAUGCAGAAGAAGCUGAAGGGGACAGAGGAUGAACUGGACAAAUACUCUGAGGCCCUGAAAGACGCCCAGGAGAAGCUGGAGCUGGCAGAGAAGAAGGCGGCAGAUGCUGAGGCUGAAGUGGCGUCUUUGAAUCGCCGUAUCCAGCUGGUAGAGGAGGAGUUGGACCGAGCUCAGGAGCGCCUUGCCACAGCUCUGCAAAAGCUGGAAGAGGCAGAGAAGGCAGCAGAUGAGAGUGAAAGAGGCAUGAAAGUCAUUGAAAACAGAGCUCUGAAGGAUGAGGAGAAGAUGGAACUGCAGGAGAUCCAGCUCAAGGAAGCCAAGCACAUUGCAGAGGAGGCAGACAGGAAAUAUGAGGAGGUUGCUCGGAAACUGGUGAUCAUUGAAGGAGAUCUGGAGCGUACUGAAGAGAGAGCCGAGCUCGCAGAGUCUAAAUGUUCCGAGCUGGAGGAGGAGCUGAAGAAUGUCACCAACAAUCUCAAGUCUCUUGAGGCUCAGGCUGAGAAGUACUCUCAAAAAGAGGAUAAAUAUGAAGAAGAGAUCAAGAUUCUGACUGAUAAACUCAAAGAGGCGGAGACCCGUGCUGAAUUUGCUGAACGCUCUGUAGCCAAGCUGGAGAAGACCAUUGAUGAUCUGGAAGAUGAGCUCUAUGCCCAGAAACUGAAGUACAAAGCAAUUAGUGAGGAACUGGACCACGCCCUGAAUGACAUGACUUCCAUAUAAACUGAAAUCCACCAAAGAGGAGCAUCUCUGCACGCAAAGAAUGCUGGACCAGACCCUGCUAGACCUGAACGAGAUGUAAUGGAUCCCUGGCACUGCCUCCGCCCUGCGACGCCAGCCCAGCUGCUGCUGCCCUCUAACCCUGGCACCCGAGUUUACUUUCUGUUGCCAACUUGACCAAACACAAAUCUCCUUUGUUCCUGGGUUAAAGGCCACCAGGUUGGGCAGAGCUUCAAACAGCAUCAGUAAGGGAAAAAAAACAAUGCAAUAAUGUUUGGAAGAGCAUGUUUGAGAUGUACACAUUUUGUAACUACCUUUUUUGUAGCAACCAUUGUAAACAUUCCAAAUAACUUGUGAGGCUGGUGAGCUACACUUCAAAGCUCUUGGCUGGCUUUAAAAUUUGGUAUUAACCUUCUGUUAAUCGGCUCUGGGCCACCCUGCUUGGGCAGGGCAGAAAUGGAUAUGAUGGUUCUGGCUGCAAGUCAGAGUAGCCAGGCUAGGGAUGAAAGGCCUGUUGGGAAAACUUCCUUUCCAGGAGCUGUUUGCCAAAAGCACAGUUCAGUUUUUCAGCUUUAAGGUAACUCUGUGUUAGGAAGGAACAACUUGGGUGAAAGGCAUCUUUAUUUUGGGUUUGGUUUUUUUUUUGUUUUUAAGCCAAGCUAUGUGAACAAUUGAACCAAUUGAUUCUUCACAGGGAUUGUGUCCCUUCCCCUCUACACCUGAAGGGCUUAGAGAAGCCACUGUCCCUGUAACCCAUUGCUACCCUGGGGCUGACUCUGCCUUCACUAAGUGCUGAUGCACCAAGCUUCACUGCUCAUCACGGGGUUACACUUAACAGCUUAAGUACAACAGCCUUGUGUUCUUGGAGAAGUGUUUUUGCCUACCUGGAGGGAGGGAACCAAGCCUUCCCUCCUGCCCAGGACUGCUCUUACUGUCUUAAUUGAGUACAAGCCAUCUUGCUGUGCAUUGCUGAUGUGUCGUGGUUGUGAGGUGUGAGUGUGGCAGUGUCACGCUCGCAGCGUGCAGCUUGUGGUUUGAGCAUGCUGCUUGGUUGUAGCAGUUUUUGGGGCCAAUCUGGAGACAAAAACCCCUAUCCAGUGUUUUGAUACUAAAUUGAAAAAAUUGUGUUACUGUCUUUUGAAAUAAAAACUGAUCCCUCCACA